AAUUGCAAGUGCGCGCGCACGCCAGUGGCCAUUUUGCUAAGGUCACUUAUUUUGGCUUCAGUUUAGGCAGUUCUGUGAACGGUGGGAUUUAUAUCGAUUUGGGCAGCAAACCCAAAAGUUAAGGUUUUUUCAGGACAACGUCUUUGCCGAGACAAACACAAAAUGCCAACGCCGUGUGCAGCAAUUGGAUGCCCGAAUCGCAACGACCGAGGAACACGCGCGAAGGGUAUCACCUUUCAUCGAUUUCCGACUGACAAAAAUAGGCAAAAAAAAUGGGUAGCCAACUUGAAACGAGGCCACUGGGAGCCCUCGCCGAAUGCUCAGGUGUGCUCCAACCAUUUCACACCCCAGUCGUUUGACAGAACAGGACAGACUGUUCGUCUUCGAGAGGGUGUAGAGCCAACCAUACUUUCAGUUUCAGAUCAACCUCCAAAGCAAUCUUCAAUUCAGAAUUUGCCACCAGUGCUUGGAACGUCACAGGAGAAGCAGAACAUUGACCCCGACGGAAUACCAAAGGUCCUUGGACGAUGUUUGAGGAGGAAGAACCCAGGAGAUCACACUUACGCCACAAGGGAGACCCCUAAACAGCUCAAGCAGAGACUGAACGAGGUGGUGGACAGGUUACAGGCCUGCAAGAAGAAGCUUAAAAUCGAACAGCAGAGGAGGCGGCGGUUGGCGCUCCGUGUGGACCGGCUGCACUCCGUGCUGGACAGUCUACGGCGCCGGCAGUACAUCACGGUGGACUGCGCCGAGAUGCUGGAGUCCUCUGUCAGCUCAAUGGUUCAAUUGUUGAAGGAAGGCCAGGGAACAGGACCUAACCACAAUGCAGAGGGCGAAUGGGAUGAUCUCUGACAGUCAAGUCGAAAUUUCAAGAACUCGGCCCAAUUUCACUGCGGCGCUAAACAGACGACUUCACACUAACAGAGGCUCCUUGUAUUUCUUAAAGACGGUGAAAAUUAAGCACUGCAAAAGAGACUUUUACCUCGGAGGAAAAACUCACUUAAUGUAGUGACAAAACUAUGGAAAUCUCUGUGUGCGUGCAACCUUAAGCACAGACAGCCCAAGCACCUCCAUAUUUAUGUUAAGUAACAUUUUCUGCUAAUUCUUAAGGGCCAUGAAAUAAGAUCCCCAGCAGUAACUGGAACAUGGUCUUGGGUUUUUCGACCGGGCAUUGGCAAGUUACAAGAAUGACGCACCCAGGAUAUGUUGGGGAAGGGGGGAGGGGCUUGGACCGAAAUUUACCCAUAAUAUAGCUCAAGAUGCUCGAGACCUUCCCCCAUAUAGCACCACAGAGGAAAUGGAUUUACAGCCUGACCGUGUAUCGGAGUGAACUAUUCAAGAUGUGUGUAUCUCUGUUUUUCAGAAAGUGACAAAAAACCUUGGAAGGAGGGUUGCCAUCCACCGGGGGGCGCCAUUGGUUACAAUGAUUCCUAACUGGACUUCAGUUUUUGCUGUAUUUAUUGUCAGUGCAUAUGUGUAUCGGUUAAUGUUCUGUUUCUUACAGCCAGAAAUUCUAGUAGUUCUCUUCUGUAGAAUAGUUCAUAGUGUGACAUUUUGGAAAUUCACAGGAACUGAAGUUGAGUCGAAUUGAAACAAAAUUAAGGGUGUUAAGUUCACAUGAGCGUUUAAUGAUCUCGACAGUGUCCAGUGUUGUAGUCGAGACCACUGAAGACCUCCAGUCUGGAUUUAAGCCACAAGCUAUUCAAAUGAACUGCAACAAGUAAUUUACAGUAAUUCUGGUAAUUUUGUAAUUACAUUUUUAUAGUAAAUACACGCAAUCAGCCCAUUUUGAACGCA
This is a messenger RNA of Acanthaster planci (crown-of-thorns starfish), 1797 nucleotides long. RefSeq names its product THAP domain-containing protein 1-like. The record is from RefSeq and is a predicted model, not a curated record. Lineage: Eukaryota; Metazoa; Echinodermata; Asteroidea; Valvatida; Acanthasteridae.